CUGCUCAUAUCACUGUCCUUCGUUAAACCCAUCAAGAAAGCUUAUUGGAACGCUUCUUUUUGUUCCUGAUUUUUUCUUCCUAUCACUCUACACUUAUUUUAAUCAAAGACCCCGCGGUCUUACCCUGGCAACGGACUACAAGACUGGACAGUACAUCAGUUGUUAAUAUUCAGCAAAUCCAACGACUCACAUAUUAAUACACCGCACAUUCUCAAGUCAAAAUGACCAACAUCACCACUACUACUACCACCCCCUCUCCUAUCCCUGCGACCAAGGCGGCCGCAAACUCUCACCCCGCCGAAGAUGCCCCCCUUUUCCCGACCUCUUUGAUCUCCGCUGAAGUGGCCGUUCAGCUGCCAGAGAACUACACCAUCCGUCCCAUGCGCCGCUCCGAUUACAAGCGAGGCUACCUCGACGUCCUGCGUGUGUUGACCACCGUUGGAGAGAUCAGCGAGGAGCAGUGGGACAAGCGAUUCGACUGGAUCGCGUCCCGUAACGACGAAUACUACAUGCUUGUGAUUGUGGACGGACAGGAUCGUGUGGUCGGCACUGGUAGCUUGAUCGUGGAGCGCAAGUUCAUCCACUCUCUGGGUCUGGUCGGUCACAUUGAAGACAUUGCCGUGGAGAAGGACCAGCAGGGAAAGAAGCUGGGCCUGAGAAUCAUCCAGGCUCUGGACCACGUUGCUGAGAGCGUUGGUGCUUACAAGACGAUCCUUGACUGCUCGGAAGUCAACGAGGGUUUCUACCAGAAGUGCGGCUUCAAGCGUGCCGGUCUCGAGAUGGCUCACUACUACAACUGAGUGUGAAGCCUUUCUGGGUCGUUGAUUUUAUACUGGCGUUAUCGUUAUCAGACUCGGGCUCGGGGUUGUUUAUUGCUGGGGGCAUUCAUCAUUACGUCUGUGACGGGCCCCUUUGAGCAACCCCGCAUCCCGGAGUCUUUGGCUGGCGGCUGGUGAGCGAAUAUGCUCGGCGUUAUGUAUAGACUGCUUGCGUGUUGGAGAUUUCGUUGGAUAUGCUUUGCAUGAGAACUGCGACUGAAGCAUGCAUUCUUGACGUUUGGGCCAGGGCAAUUCUUGCCAAAGAGGAGUUUUGUUGAUAUUUGGAUUGCUCCUGUAUGGUUUGUUUCUCCAUGGCUGCAAGCAUG
Messenger RNA from Aspergillus steynii IBT 23096, 1144 nucleotides. It is a transcript of the gene gup1, whose product is annotated as glucosamine 6-phosphate N-acetyltransferase. Gene Ontology annotation, cellular component: endoplasmic reticulum-Golgi intermediate compartment; endoplasmic reticulum; Golgi apparatus. The record is from RefSeq and is a predicted model, not a curated record. Gene Ontology annotation, molecular function: glucosamine 6-phosphate N-acetyltransferase activity; monosaccharide binding. The coding region runs from base 222 to 800 and encodes 192 amino acids. The transcript is spliced from 2 exons. Gene Ontology annotation, biological process: UDP-N-acetylglucosamine biosynthetic process. NCBI's taxonomy places the organism in Eukaryota, Fungi, Ascomycota, Eurotiomycetes, Eurotiales, Aspergillaceae.